AUGGAAGGGGUUGCGACAGGCAGCACGGGUACCGCCAACCCAGAAGGGGCCGUCGCGACGACGCCCCCACCUCCUCCCUCCCCUCCAGCCCUCACCCCGGCGCCUGCUGCAGAUGAGGAAGGCCCGCCGCAUUUACCCGAGGCAGGGGCUCCCGGCUGCUCGGGCUCCCGGCCCCCAGAGCUGGAGCCGGAGCGCGGCCUGGGUCGCUUGAGAGGAGGCUUCGAAGACGAAGACGAGGAGUUGGAGGAGGAUGAGGAGCUGGAAGAGGAAGAGGAGGAGGAGGAGGAAGAGAUGAGCCACUUCUCGCUGAGGCUGGAGGGAGGUCGGCCGGACUCCGAGGACGAAGAGGAGCGCCUGAUUAACCUCUCUGAGCUGACCCCAUACAUCUUGUGUUCCAUUUGUAAAGGUUACUUAAUAGAUGCAACUACCAUUACAGAAUGUCUUCACACCUUUUGUAAAAGCUGCAUCGUAAGGCAUUUUUACUAUAGCAACAGAUGUCCAAAAUGCAACAUAGUAGUACAUCAGACACAACCUCUUUAUAACAUAAGGUUGGACCGACAGUUACAAGACAUAGUGUACAAAUUAGUGAUCAAUCUAGAAGAAAGAGAGAAAAAGCAAAUGCAUGAUUUCUAUAAAGAAAGAGGUCUAGAAGUGCCUAAACCUGCUGUUCCACAGUCAGUCCCUUUGAGCAAAGGAAGAUCUAAGAAAGCCCUGGAAUCAGUGUUUCGUAUUCCACCUGAACUUGAUAUGUCUUUAUUAUUGGAGUUCAUUGGUGCUAACGAAGGCACAGGACAUUUUAAGCCACUGGAAAAGAAGUUUGUCCGAGUUUCAGGAGAAGCAACUAUUGGGCAUGUAGAAAAAUUCCUCAGAAGAAAAAUGGGUCUUGAUCCAGCUUGUCAGGUAGAUAUCAUCUGUGGUGAUCAUCUGCUGGAGCAGUAUCAAACUCUGAGAGAAAUCCGACGUGCAAUAGGUGAUGCAGCAAUGCAGGAUGGUCUGCUUGUCCUUCAUUAUGGUCUUGUGGUUUCUCCUCUAAAAAUAACUUGAAGAUUCUAGAACAAAGUGAAGAGGCUUCUGGAGUACUGCAUCUCACCAAAGAUUUCUAUGAAACAUGUAAUUGCUACCACUUUGUGCUGUUUUAGUUACAAUUUAUCUAUUUUCAGCACCAAAAACAAUAGCAUUUAUAAGUAUAACUUAGAAUGAUGGAAUGCACUAUUUUACUAGAGACUCUCUAUAAAAAACAUAUAGCUCAGGGGGAAAAUUCCAAAACAUUGAAUUUUAGAAUUCUUUUUGAUUGAAAAUGCUUUGACCUUGAUUUUGCUUCAUUAUCUCAAUCAAAUCAGUUACCAUGUUCUUCACUGAGUCAUCUCCCUUUCAAGUUGGUGGUUGAGAUUCUGCUCUCAGGGAUGGCAUCAGUUGGUCCUUUUGGAAAGCAGUUUGCUUUUGAACUGAAGAUACAAAACCAGUCUUUGUUAAAUUGCAGGGUGUGCUCUCAAACAAAGACCAAAAC
This is a messenger RNA of Orycteropus afer afer, 1507 nucleotides long. RefSeq names its product polycomb group ring finger 6 (gene PCGF6). NCBI's taxonomy places the organism in Eukaryota, Metazoa, Chordata, Mammalia, Tubulidentata, Orycteropodidae. Gene Ontology annotation, biological process: regulation of transcription by RNA polymerase II. Gene Ontology annotation, cellular component: PRC1 complex. The record is from RefSeq and is a predicted model, not a curated record.